Messenger RNA from Hemibagrus wyckioides, 1953 nucleotides. It is a transcript of the gene polr1f, whose product is annotated as RNA polymerase I subunit F. Bases 33 to 1127 code for a protein of 364 amino acids. Gene Ontology annotation, cellular component: RNA polymerase I complex. NCBI's taxonomy places the organism in Eukaryota, Metazoa, Chordata, Actinopteri, Siluriformes, Bagridae. The transcript has 4 exons. The record is from RefSeq and is a predicted model, not a curated record. Gene Ontology annotation, biological process: DNA-templated transcription initiation; DNA-templated transcription.
ACCACGUGUUUCCGUCUCAAAGUUUAGGCAACAUGGCCAAUCUGGAGCAGACGGAUGAUGACCCCAAACUAAGUGAACCCUCCACAGACAAGUCCGCGGGGUUAAACCCAGCUCCGGUUCGUGAUGCUCUCACGGUUCAGUGUCUGAUCCCGAGUUUCGCGGACGCGCGUGAGCUCGUGCCCGCGCCUUACUCGUGUCUCGUGCUACACACACACCGCAGACACGUUGCUCUGCCUCCCAUGUACCUGAACAAGAAGAGGACCGGGAUCCAGCAAGAACUCAACGCUGACCUAUUAAAGUACUCCAGCAGUUUGAAAGGUGUGCCUUUGGCUUAUGAUGCCAUCAAAAUUAUAGGACAUCAUGGGGACAUUUUCGAUGACCAAGGCUACAUUCACUUAAACAUCGAGGCAUCGUUUGUGAUCUUCAAGCCGAAGAAAGGAGAAACACUUGUGGGUGUGAUAAAUAAAAUCGGAGUGGGUCAUGUGGGCUGCCUGGUUCACGGCUGCUUUAACGCCAGUGUGGUGAAGCCGGCUCAGCUCACUCCUGAGCAGUGGAGAGACUCGGGCAUGACGCUGGGAGGCAGCCUAAAGUUCGAGGUGGUUCAGCUGGACGCUGAUGUGGCUGGAGUUCUGCUGAUCAGAGGAAGACUUGAAAAGUCCAGGUUGCAGGAGCUUACUGACUCCUUCAGCAGUACAGAAACAGGGCAGAAUGAGACCGUGGAAGAAGCUGCUGAAGCAGACCCUGCUGAAGACCCCUCCGAGAUCUCAGAUGCUUCAAAGCGCAAGAAGAAAAAAAAGAAAAAGAACAUAGAAACGGACAAUCAGGCUGUAGAGGAGCUGAACAACAACCAGACAGAUGAGGUCAUGACACACAAUGUUAACGCUAAUGGAAUGGAUUUGGAUCCUGAUCCCAUCAGCCAUCCAAAGGAGAAAAAGAAGAAAAAGAAAAAGGAGAAAAAGCAGGAAUCGCACGCCGAGCUGCCGUCCCCCAGCGCCGAUCUCCCGGGCAGUGACUCAAGCGGAUACAUCAGUGAUAAAAGCAGCAAAAAGAGGAAAGCACAGGAGGAUUUACUUCUCCAAGAGGACUCUGAUAUUCUUCCAGCUAAAAAGAAGAAAAAGAUGAAGUGAUGCUCGCUUUUAUCGUGUGACUUUAAUUUUUAUAGUGCCUGAAUGUGUAUUAUUAGUAAUAUAUAAUAACGCAAUAAAGGACAGAUUACGCUGCAACAGGAGAGAUAUAUAUUUUCACUUGUUUACCAAUAGAGGGCAGUGUGGAGUUUUCACUGUUAAUCAAGACGAUUUCAAUUGAAAAUUUAGUAUUACAUUUUGAAAGCUGUUGAAUUCGUGGCAUUUUAAAAUGUUCCUCUAUGUACAUUUAUUUGUGUUGAAUGAACUGCCUUGAAAUUCAAAGUAUCCAUGUUUGUAAAAUUCACAUUUUCCUAAAAAAAAAAAAAAUCAUCAAAAGUUCAUGCGUAAUCACUCAUUUUUCCAAAUAGUCAUCUCUUCGUAUAACAGUUUGCAUAAGCAGUCAGACCUGGAAUAAGAGACUGUGUACAUACAUUCAUGGUAAGUAGCUCAUAAGCCUGGAGGAUGUACCUAGAUAUAUUAUAGAUGAUAAUUACUGUUGCACAAUACAUCUGCGCCAUGUGCGUCACACACUUUAUUCAUCCAUAUAGCAUAAAUAUGUUCUGGGUUUCCGGGAGAACUUUUCAGUGAAAAGUUUACAAGUUAAACCUGGUGAUUGUGUUGUUUAAAUAAAAAUGAUUUAAACCAUAAAAAAAUCUUCAAUGAUGAGCAGUUGUCCCAAAAGGAGGCUAGUCUCUCUUCUUUAUGAAAUGUUAGACCUGAUGUUUAAUGUUUAGCCUACACCAAAUAUGGCAAACUAAAUUGUAUUAAAUUUCAACAAUUACGUACAUAUAAAUAAAACCUUACAUUAUGGGUGUUAGUCAAGUCUUCA